UUGGUGUUUUUCAAGGCCUAUGCUGGUAAAUUGGUAAUGGACAUAGAACCCUACCGGUAGCAGCUGCCCACAGGUCGUAAGGUAGGUGCCAGUAGGUGGGAUCGUAGUUUAGGUGGGUGAAUGUCGGAGAGUGAGACGGCGGGGGUGCUUUCGCACGAGAGUGCUGGAGACAGUGGCACGGAGGCGUGUCGGAGGGAUCCCGGCCGACUGUGGCAAAGAGUAGAGGGCGGAAGGAUGAGUUCCGAAAGGCCGGACUUGACAACUACUAGAUCCGUCAUGGCUGACGGUUAUGAUCCACCGUUUGUCAUUCCGUUAGGCCCUGGCGAAGUACCGUUAGCUCUGGACGGCCGGGAUGCCGGCACUCCCGAUGAAUGGGUCGCUCGUCAUUCCGAUCUAAUCCGUUUGACCGGUCGACACCCGUUUAAUUCAGAAUCACCUCUCCCUCGUCUGCUUAGGUACGGAUUCAUCACUCCCUCUUCUCUGCACUACGUGCGCAAUCACGGCCACGUGCCUCGUGGAGAAUGGGACACGUGGCGCAUCGAGAUUCGAGGGGGGGCAGUGUCCUCCCCCACUUUUUUGACGAUGGAUGAUAUCGCUACGAAGUUCCCGCCAAGGACUUUGCCUGUGACUCUCGUUUGCGCGGGAAAUAGACGUAAGGAGGCCAAUAUGGUCAAGCAAACGAUCGGGUUUAAUUGGGGUGCGGCCGGUUUGAGCACCGCGGUCUGGAAGGGAGCCCGAUUGAGAGAUGUGCUCAAUUGCUGCGGCGCUGAUCUGUCCACGGAAGGAGCUGCCGGCAGGCAUGUGCGUUUCGAAGGUGCGGAGCUUCUGCCAGAAGACGGUGGGACCACGUACGGAACCAGCUUGAAGUUCCACGUGGCGAUUGACGAGGCCUCCGACGUGCUCUUGGCGUACGAGAUGAACGGGGAGAAACUACCUCCCGAUCAUGGGUAUCCACUUCGGCUAAUUGUGCCCGGGCACAUCGGCGGGAGGAUGGUGAAAUGGCUCAGGCGGGUCGAGGUAUCAGAGAAGGAAAGCAGUAAUUACUAUCACUUGCAUGACAACAAGGUGUUGCCGACGCACGUGGACGCGGGCAGAGCAAAAUCCGAAGGUGAGUGGCUGAGGGCCUGAGGCAAGACCUGCACUUACCUCUCUAUGUAAGCAAAGUCAGCGAAAUGUGAAGGUGAGUGCACGGUGGAGUGCACGGGGUCU
Messenger RNA from Chara braunii, 1209 nucleotides. NCBI's taxonomy places the organism in Eukaryota, Viridiplantae, Streptophyta, Charophyceae, Charales, Characeae. The record is from the annotation of a GenBank genome assembly.